Messenger RNA from Meleagris gallopavo (turkey), 970 nucleotides. The record is from RefSeq and is a predicted model, not a curated record. NCBI's taxonomy places the organism in Eukaryota, Metazoa, Chordata, Aves, Galliformes, Phasianidae.
CCGGCCGCUCGCGCGCGGAUCGGAGCCGCGUUUCGCACAGAUGUGACGGCCGAGGCGGUAGGUGUGGCUAUUGCUGCACCGCCUUCAGAAGGGGAGGCGAACGCAGAGCUGUGCCGCUACCUCUCCAAGGUGCUACAAGUGAAGAAGAGUGACGUAAUUUUAGAGAAGGGUGGCAAGUCACGUGAUAAAGUGGUGAAGAUUUUGGUAUCGCUGACACCAGAUGAAGUACUAGAAAAACUGAAAAAAGAAGCUUCCACUUGACGAAAAACAAGAGCGGAAAAUGGAACAAUGUCAUGUGUCUUGGUGAACAGAAUGAUGAUUUUUUCUUAUGUAAAUUGGUCCUUCUGGGAAUUUGGAUACUGACUGGGAAAAGAUAUGCUCCUCUGCCUCCCUCUUUCUUUGUUAAUGGGACUGCUGUAUAGGUGAACUGCUCAUGUAGGUUUGGUAGGAAAAGUGGUAUUUACUGAGGCUCUGUGUCUGCUUCUGCCAGUAACACUUGUCCUCUUCCCUUCUCUCUCAGGGUUUCUGAAUGCAGCAAAAUUUGGUUCAUAAAGCAGAAGGCUUGGAGUGAUGGGCUUCAAAGGCAUCAGUUCAAUGUGAAGCACAAAACAAUCAGUCUGGGUGGUACAGACCCUAGAAGUGUUCUCUUUAAUAUCUGGUGGCAGGUGUUGGGUGCAGUUCCACACUAUGCUAAAUAUGUAUAUCUAAAAUUAAUGUAUUUAAAGCUAAUGUAUAUACUGUGGUUGGUCAUCAUGCAGGCAAGCUAAAACCAGAAUUACUUGUGUAGCUGAAUCAAAAUCAGAACUUCACAGUACAAAAAAAAUGACCCAGAACCUAAUAACUGCAUACAUAGUGGCACUUUGUAGUAGUCUGUAAUUAGUUACCUGAAAAGCUAUAACUGUGGUAGCUCUACAAAAUGUGUCUCAAAUGUAACGACUUUUUAAUAAAAGAUCAAAAAAAUAUUACCAAA